Cheilinus undulatus (humphead wrasse) is the source of this 1459-nucleotide messenger RNA. Its product is annotated as membrane-spanning 4-domains subfamily A member 12-like. The transcript is spliced from 7 exons. The record is from RefSeq and is a predicted model, not a curated record. Lineage: Eukaryota; Metazoa; Chordata; Actinopteri; Labriformes; Labridae. The coding region runs from base 338 to 1045 and encodes 235 amino acids. Gene Ontology annotation, cellular component: membrane.
CUCAGCCUGGACAUUUGACUUUAUCUUUAAGUUCCCUGAUCCUACAAGUUUAGUGUAAUUUACAUCCAAGGUUCCUAUGGGUUGUUCUAGCCAACAAAUAUAACAGACCCUUGGGAUUUUUUGAAUAAAUCUCUAAACUCAUUUCCUAACACAUUCACCAAGAGCAAAGGUUCAUAGAGGAGAGCUGCUGUUAACUGAUGUGUCUAAUGUUGGUAUUCAGCCCAAGGCUGCUGGAUUGAGUGCUGCAUUACUGAAAGUAGAGUAGACAUCAGUGAUACAGAUAGGGACCAUAGCUGAGAGACAGAGAGCCUCAGUCACCAACCAUCUCACCUGGACGAUGUCAUCAGCAGUUACAACCACAUCAGGUGGCCUGGUGGUGGUCACCCAGGUGUUACCGUCUAAUCAACCCCAACCCCAGGACGUUCAGCAGGCGGGUCCAAGGACACACAGGUUCAUCCAGGCAUACCCACUGGCUGUCGGGACAGUUCAGAUCAUGAUCGGCGUCUUGGUCCUCUUGACCGGUAUCGUCACGCUGUUUUCCGGGCUUAAUUUUGGAAUAGUCAGCGGUUUCUUUGUUUGGGGUGCCGGCUUUUACAUCACCUCCGGUGCGCUCACAGUGGCUGCUGGGAAAUCUCUCAGUCGCUGUCUGGUCAACACUGCUUUGGGUUUCAACGUGGUUUCCUCGGUAGCAGCAUUCGCCGCCAUCAUCCUGUACAGUUUUGAUGCUGCAGAAGUGAUGUCUCCCUGCUUUAGUUACGACUGCAUGAUUAUGAGUUCGAGUUUUUCAGGGGUCCUGUUGGUGUUCCAUGUCUUGGAGUUUGCCGUUUCCCUGACCGUCUCUAUCUUUGCCUGUAGAGCUACCUGUAACUGCUGUGACAACCAGCAACAUCCGUACGUCUACUACAUGCCUGCCCAGGCUCCACCACAUACUGGACCUGCCACCAUGGCUGGACCACCACAACAGAUUCCCAGCUUCCCAAAACCCACAGAGAACCAGGACCAGGUCCUCUCUGGACUCUAUGAACCUCCGGCCUACAUGGGCUGAAGAAAAGACCUGCUUUAAAAUAAAAUCACAUGAUGACAACGUGCAAUGAACACAGCCAUAGAGAGUCACCAUCCUGUCAUUCAUUUAAACAUAAUGUUAAGAAAUGGUUGACUGAGAACCAACAAUUUCAACACUGAUGCUGUGGCUAACCAUGCUAACAUUAACUGUACCAUUGCUAUUGUGACGUAAUUAUAGUUUUUGUGAAUCAUGCUGUAAAUGUUCAUAUUAUCAUUAUUACUUGUUUUACUGCUGUAUAUUGUAUUUUAUUCUACGAUGCCUUAUAACAUCUGGCAAAGGGACUGCAGAUGAAAAUUAGCCUCGAGGCUGACUUGGGUGAAUAUAGACUUGUUUGAAUGUUAAUUAAUGUACACAGUCCUUUUUCAAAUAAUUAAAAAAAUAAACAAUAACACUAGA